AUGUGCAAAUUUGGACAAUUUAUCAAUUAUGAGGCUGAAUAUUAAAAUCUAGAUUGUAAAUGCCUUGAAAUUUUGAAUGAUGGGAAAAUUACAGGAAAUGAACAAUGUGAUUAUAUUGCUAUUCAAAUUAUAUUCUAUUUGAUAGAUGUCAUUUAUGCUUAUUUUCAUCUAAUGACUUUUGUAAUACUUAAAUUGGUUAUUACUUUGAUAAAUCAAAAAAUAACUGUUAUAGAGUGUGUGGAGAUAGAAUUGUAAUACCUGAUAAGGUGCUUGUUUUCUUUUAGCUUACAUAGGAAUUACUGUAAAGAUUAAUUACUAAUUGAAAUAAAUUAGAUUCUUUAUGAUAUUCUGUUAUUCCUUUCCAUCAUAAUUCAUUAUUCAGGUUGUCUUUUAUUUUGGAUUUUAUCUUACUUCAAUUUAAAAAUUCUUCAAUGGUAUGAUAAAGCUUUGGCUAUCAAUCCUUAAUAUUUAAAUUCUUUGCAUAGCAAAUGUAAAUUAAUAUAAGUUAUUUAAAGGUGAUUGUUUAUUUAGUUUGGGUCAAUUUGAAUAAGCUAUUGAAUGGUUAGAUAAAGCUUUGGCUAUCAAUCCUUAAAAUAUAGAUUCUUUAAAUGGCAAAGGUAUUACUAUUAUCUAUAUUUAAAGAGCUUUGCCUUUAAUAUCUUAAUAAUUGA
Molecule: messenger RNA, 671 nt
Organism: Paramecium primaurelia
Lineage: Eukaryota; Ciliophora; Oligohymenophorea; Peniculida; Parameciidae
Source: the annotation of a GenBank genome assembly